This is a messenger RNA of Lachancea meyersii CBS 8951, 1800 nucleotides long. NCBI's taxonomy places the organism in Eukaryota, Fungi, Ascomycota, Saccharomycetes, Saccharomycetales, Saccharomycetaceae. The record is from the annotation of a GenBank genome assembly.
AUGGCUAGAUCUUUAUCGUGGGACGACCUGAAAUAUGACCUUCAGCCAUGGAUUCGUACAGCUGUUGAUGGUAUGGGCUUUGACUCCAUGACCCCGGUGCAAGCUUCGACUAUUCCUAUGUUUUGCGGGAACAAAGAUGUAGUGGUAGAGAGCGUCACCGGAUCAGGGAAAACGAUCGCUUUUGUGAUCCCCAUUCUGGAGAAAAUUGUGAAAGACGUUCUUAACGGCUCAAAACUGAAGAAGGGCCAUUUUUACUCCCUUGUAAUCUCACCAACGCGGGAGCUGUCUAGCCAAAUUCAAAGUGUAUAUGACAGCUUUCUGGCAUAUUAUCCGGAUGAUGUAUGUCCUAUAAAAUCACAACUGCUCGUCGGCUCGAGCGCUUCCUCUGUCAGGGACGACGUCAGUUCUUUUCUCGAAAACAGACCCCAGAUUCUCGUGGGAACACCGGGCAGAAUUUUAGACUUUUUAAAGUCAGUGGCUAUAAAAACAGCCUCUUGCGGCGUCACAGUGUUGGAUGAAGCUGACAAACUUUUAGAUGUCAGCUUUGAGAAGGAAGUUGAGGCCAUUUUGAACAUGCUACCCAAACAGAGACGCACGGGCCUUUUCUCUGCAACUAUCAGCAGCGCAGGAGAUCAGAUUUUCAGAACAGGUAUGCGCAAUCCAGUGAAAAUCGCUGUAAAGUCUAAGGUGCAAAACCCUGAGUCUCUGAGUAUUAAUUAUGUGGUGGUGAAGCCUCAAGACAAGCUUCAAUAUCUUCUUCACAUUCUCAAUCACAUUCAGUAUAGGAAGUGCAUCGUUUACUUCCCAACAUGUACAUCAGUCACCUACUUUUAUUCUUUCAUGAAGCACCUUUUUUCAACGGGGGAUAUGAACGAAGAUUUGGGGAUCUACUCUCUGCAUGGAAAGCUUCAGACAACUUCGAGGCUGAACACACUGGGCAAAUUUUCCUCGAGUUUAAGUAAGUCGGUGCUUUUGACCACUGAUGUCGCGGCAAGGGGAAUCGACAUUCCAGAGGUCGAUCUCGUUCUUCAGUUUGACCCUCCAACCAGUACAGAGAUGUUUUUGCACCGGUGUGGUAGAACAGGAAGGGCUAAUCGCGUAGGUAAAGCAAUCACCUUUCUCAAUGAAGGGCGGGAGGAAGAUUUCGUGAAUUUCUUGGAGGUUAAAAACAUAGAAGUUGAUGAAAUGCCUUUAACCGCCAAGCUUAUGGAAGAUUUCGCCGAUAAAUUUAAAGCGUGGGUAAUUCAGGACAGGGCUAGAUUUGAUCAUGGUAUCCGAGCAUUCGUGGGUUUCAUACGUUACUACUCAAAGCACACGGCGUCUUCGAUUUUUAGACUUCAGUCCCUCGAUUAUAUUGGAGUCGCGAAGCUGUAUGGAUUGAUCCGUCUGCCGCGAAUGCCCGAAAUUUCCAAGUAUCUUGACAAUGACUCGAUGCCCCAUGAAGGUUGGCUCAUAGAGCCAGCAUUGGACCUAGACAAAUUUGCGUUUGCUAAUCCACAAAUGGAGCGGGCCAGGCUAGACGAGCUUAAGAAAGUCAAAGAAACCAAUGACAAAAAAAAGCUUAAGAGCGAUCUAAAAAAGAAGAAUGCCGCCUGGUCCAACAAGACAUCGGCAAAAGAAUCCAAGGGAGAAAGGAAAGUUAAGAUGGCUCAGAGAAGGAAAGCCAUCGAAGAAAAAAUUGCCCGCGAAGAAGAGCGGGAUGAGAGUGAGGAGGAGGAAGAUUGGAAAGACAUGGUGAGGCGAAGCAAGAAACGGAAAACUUUCUCGCAGAUUCAGGGAGACUUUUCCGAGCUCUGUUAA